This is a messenger RNA of Candoia aspera, 1537 nucleotides long. RefSeq names its product dolichyl-diphosphooligosaccharide--protein glycosyltransferase non-catalytic subunit (gene DDOST). Gene Ontology annotation, cellular component: endoplasmic reticulum membrane; oligosaccharyltransferase complex. The record is from RefSeq and is a predicted model, not a curated record. The transcript has 11 exons. Bases 16 to 1329 code for a protein of 437 amino acids. NCBI's taxonomy places the organism in Eukaryota, Metazoa, Chordata, Lepidosauria, Squamata, Candoiidae.
GAGGGAAGGGAGAAGAUGGCGGCGGCGGUGCUGCUCUUGGCGGCGGCGCUCGUGGCGGCGGCCGGGGCCGCGGCGCCCGGCGGCGGCGGGCCGCGUACGCUGGUGCUGCUGGAGAACUUGAACCUGAAGGACACGCACUCGCUCUUCCUGCGCGGCCUGGCAGAUCGAGGCUUCGACCUGACCUUCCGGACGGCGGACGACCCCGGCCUGUCCCUGAUCAAGUACGGGGAGUUCCUCUACGACAACCUGGUCGUCUUCUCCCCGUCGGUGGAAGAUUUCGGAGGCAACAUCAACGUCGAGACCAUUGCGGCUUUCAUCGACGGAGGCGGGAACGUCCUGGUGGCUGCCAGCUCGGACAUCGGUGAUCCGCUUCGAGAAUUGGGAAGCGAAUGCGGGAUAGAAUUUGAUGAGGAGAAGACAGCUGUCAUUGACCACCACAACUACGAUGUCUCUGAUCCAGGGCAGCACACCCUCAUUGUUGCAGACCCUGAGAAUCUCCUGAAGGCUCCAACUAUUGUGGGGAAGAAGCCGCUAAGCCCCAUCCUUUUCAGGGGAGUCGGGAUGGUGGCUGAUCCUGACAACCCUUUGGUUCUUGAUAUUCUGACUGGCUCCUCAACUUCGUAUUCCUUCUUUCCUGAUAAGCCCAUCACCCAGUAUCCUCACGCUGUCGGGAAGAAUACUCUCCUGAUUGCUGGUCUCCAGGCCCGGAAUAACGCCCGCGUGGUCUUCAGCGGCUCUCUGGAUUUCUUCAGCGAUGCCUUUUUCACGUCGGCUGUGCAGAAGGCGGCAGCAGGCUCUCAGAGGUAUCCCCAGACUGGGAAUUAUGAGCUGGCCAUGGCCUUGUCUCGCUGGGUCUUCAAGGAGGAAGGGGUGCUGCGUGUGGGAGAAGUGUCUCACCAUCGUGUGGGCGAGAAGGCGCCUCCAAGUGCCUACACUGUCACUGACCUGGUGGAGUACAGCAUCGUAAUAGAAAAGCUGUCUGAUGGGAAAUGGGUCCCCUUCGAUGGCGACGAUAUUCAGCUUGAGUUUGUCCGUAUUGACCCGUUUGUGAGGACUUUCCUCAAGAAAAACGGCGGAAAGUCCAGCGUCCAGUUCAAGCUGCCAGACGUUUACGGGGUGUUCCAGUUCAAGGUGGAUUACAACCGUCUCGGCUACACGCACCUCUACUCCUCCACACAGGUGUCCGUCCGCCCGCUCCAGCACACGCAGUACGAGCGCUUCAUCCCCUCGGCUUGCCCGUACUACGCCAGCGCCUUCUCAAUGAUGGCGGGCCUCUUCCUGUUCAGCGUUGUGUUCCUGCACAUGAAGGAGAAAGAGAAAUCUGACUGAAGAACAGCACGGCGCCCUAAUGCCAGCUCUGUUGGACGCCUUGGCACCCGGCCCUGAGCCGCCGAGUCCCGGCUGGGCGCCAGGCCACGGGACCUGGAAUGGGCCAGAAAGGAAGCCGUAGGGCAGACCCGGGGAGUGGCCACGCUCCCAGUGUUCCUCUUCCGCAUUGUUCCAUUUUGCAAAAUAAAGACGCCGUUCCGCCUCCCUU